AUGAAUAUUAAAUUUAUUAUUAUGAGCGUUCUUGCAGUUUUUCUAUUUCAAAUUGUCCUCGGUAACAAUGUUAGGAUCAACAAGGAGCCAUGAAACACCUACAUUACAAAAAUUGCAAUUGGAGGGAUCAAUUAUGACCUACAACUUAGCAUUGGGACAAGUUUAACAAUGGUCAUCAGCAGAGAAUGCGCACAUUGUGAAGAGCAUAGGAAUCCUUAUAAUUUAGACUCAAGCACUUUUGGAGUAAUAACAGUGAAUUCUGAACAAUGCUGGUCAACUGAUGUAUAUGAAAGCAAUGAAUGUGGGUUUUUAUAUGAAGGAUUUGAUGAAUAUGAAGCUAAAGGGGCAUUAUCAUUAGAAACUAUUCGAGUUGGGAUGUUUUCUAUGUCAGAAGUCAUUUUCGGAAGAAUUUUUCAUGAAAAUCAAAAACUUAAUAUUGAUGGAAUUUUUGGAAUUGGUCAGCAUAAUUUGAAAAGAAAUUAUGGACCUUCCUUGCUGGAUUUGCUAGUAGCGUAAGUGACAAGUAGGAAUGAACAUAUAAGGGAUGUAUUUUCUUUUUGUAUGACAAGUGAAAAGGAUAAAGAAGGCUUUUUAACGUUUGGUGGGUUUGAUUCUGAGUAUUACCAUAUCAGUGAUUUCAAAUUGUUUCCUAUAGAUUAUAAUGAUCGCUAUUCUAUUCCUGUUAUAUCAAUUUUUCUUAAUAACUCUGAGUUUUGAAAUGGAGAAAUCGAAGGUAUUUUGGAGACAAGAAUUCCUUAUAUUUUGCUCCCUGAAAAGCUAUUUUCACAUUUUAUUGCUUCUCUAAGUGCCUACUAUGGCACUGAUUGUGACCCUUUAUUGUGCACAAAAACAAAUAACACAUUUUAUGGAAAUUCUAUACCAUCAACCCCAGCCAAAUUCCCAAAAUUAACUUUCACGCUAUCAAAUAAAUCUACUCUAAAAAUCGAUAUAAAUGAAAUUUUUAUGAAAUGUCUGAAUUCUAAUGAUUACUGUAGCAUAAUAAAAUUUUUCCCUGAAGACUAUAUAGUCAGUGACACUGGCUGACACGGGAUGCUUUUGGCUCAGUUUCGAGCCAAAAGCACCCCGUGCCAGUCAGUGUCACUAACUAUAUCGUACUAGGAGCACCAGUCCUCGAAAAAUUUUAUGUUACAAUUGAUACUGAGUCAAGAUUGAUAGGGCUUGCAGAAGUUAGUGCUUGUGCUCAACCAUUGAUAUUAUCUAGAUUCAGUACAUGAGAAGACAGCUCCUGGGCUUCUAGCUUUAAGCUGACUAUGAUUUUGACAGCUAUUGGGAUGAUAGCAGUUAUUAUAUGGUAAUUUCUAUGCAGGUAUUGUGGGAAAUCUUAUGAGCUGGAAUAUGAAAUUAUACAUGCAGAUGACGAAUAA
Messenger RNA from Blepharisma stoltei, 1385 nucleotides. The record is from the annotation of a GenBank genome assembly. NCBI's taxonomy places the organism in Eukaryota, Ciliophora, Heterotrichea, Heterotrichida, Blepharismidae.